AUGGAGCCUAGCAUCGGACUCGUGGAAAGGAUCAUGCAUCCAUUUGCCACAUUUGCUCGCACCCAGCCCAGCACUUUGCACACAACCAGCCCGGUCACAAACAACACCGAACCGGAAUGGUUGAGCUCCAUGCUUAACCCCCAGAAUCGCCCCGACAGCUUGAACCCUGGGGGCGACAUUCUGUGGAGGAUGGACGGCUGCCAGACAGACGGGCACCGACUGUUCAUAACACCGCGAUUUGCUUUCAAUAAACCUCCCCAGCGGGUCGACAUCUACCUCUCUGACGAGGAUGGGUACCGGCUGUCCGAGGGCCUGCGGCGCGUUCUAGAGCUCAACAAAUCGAUGACGGUCCCGAGCAAAAAGGCGUGGCGUGUGCCUUUAUCGCAACACAUCCUUCGUGCCUUAGAACAUUGGUCCCAGUCGGAAAAGAAUUUCGAAAAAGAAUACAAGGCGCUACCAUUUGGGUCCUACAUUGCAGUAGAGACAAUCUGCGCCGAUCAGGCCAAAGUCAAAAUGCAUCUAGUGCCCUGGUACGAGACGGAGCGCGAAUGGAUGUCUGUACAGGAGCUGGCCGAGCUUUGGUCUAAGUCAGGGACAUCGACCGUAGUCCAGUGGCCCGAGAUCAUUGAUCUCCAAGAACUUCGACUUAUUGCACAACCACACGAAGCCAUCAGUAUUGUUAAGAUACCGAAACUAAGCACAUGUAGUAAAGGAGCGACAACUUUGUUUGCCUUCAAAUCGGUCUUGGACGACCUCCGUUACAUGUACCAUGAGCUAUGGCGGCUGCUUACUCUUGCGCCCCACCCUAAUAUGGUCGCGCGGCCGCUGUUUAUCGUCACGACGCGGUCGAGGUUCGGGGCCAAAGAGGGCGUCUGUGGUUUUGUGCUUGAGUAUUUCCCGCGGGGGACGAUGAGAGACCUACUGGUUCGUUCUCGAACUAACCGGCGGGUUGUCGGCGACGGGAUACCGCAGUUGAGGUUGAGCGUCACAGACAAGUUCCGCAUAGCCCGUGAGAUCACGUCUGCACUGCUGCACCUGCAGGCUCUAGGUACCUUCUACCCCGGAAUCAAGUACACGAAUGUGGUCAUGCGAGAGCGAUGGAGCGGCGUGAGUGACAAAGCGGACGACAAGGACAAAGCUGGCUGUUCCACUCUGUCUCCGGUACUAAUCGACUUUGACCAACGCGCCGGUCGCUACAUCUGGACACCUCCUGAAAUUCACCAUAGCAUGCAUGUCGAAUACCUCGCCAAUGCUUCAGAUCAUGGCCACAUGUACGUUCCGGAGGACAUUCGCACUCGCGCUGCCAAUCUCAUGCGCGUGCACUGGCCAACGUGGCAGUCCGAGAAGUCCUCAAGGAAGCGUGGGUACCGGUCGUGUUGGGAUCACGGCGAACCUCUGAAUGGAUUCAGCGCCCCGUGGCUAGCCUUGACUGCUGAAGAGCGUGACCGCUGCCAGGUCUACAUGCUCGGCCGGUUGUUGUGGCACCUCUUUGAGGAAGUCGGCGCCAUCGACCACUGCCUCCACAUCGAAGUGUUCCGUGAAGCCUGUGACUUUGACGCAGCUCGACCCGUCUUCCCUGCAUUCAGCGAGGGGCGUGAUUGUGAAAGGUGUGCACUCACCCCGGAGCCGAUCCGCCGACUGAUUCAGAAAUGCACCGCCGGCGCUCCCGAAUGGCAUGGCAAGAAACCGCCAUUGGUGUAUCGAAAAGGGAGACUCUGGGCAGAUGACCCGGGAGAAGGCUUCGAAGGGGCAGAAGAGCCAUGCGGAGCAGGACAGGCCGCGCAGGAGGCGAUACGGUCGUGGUGGGCCGACGAGCUGCAAGAUGCAGAGCGUUUCAUCUUGGAUCGUCGGCAGGAGAAGCUCUUCCCUGUGUUGAGAUCGGCGGCGGCCCAGCAGUCUCAUCGGCUUUUAGCAGAUAUGAAGUCCCGGCCGCUUUUACAAGAGGUUUCAGGAAUACUAGAGCAAGAAGAAGCGUCUUGGACCGAGGUCAGCUGA
Diaporthe amygdali is the source of this 1995-nucleotide messenger RNA. RefSeq lists its product as uncharacterized. NCBI's taxonomy places the organism in Eukaryota, Fungi, Ascomycota, Sordariomycetes, Diaporthales, Diaporthaceae. The coding region runs from base 1 to 1995 and encodes 664 amino acids. The transcript has a single exon. Gene Ontology annotation, molecular function: protein kinase activity. The record is from RefSeq and is a predicted model, not a curated record.